Molecule: messenger RNA, 3379 nt
Organism: Spizellomyces punctatus DAOM BR117
Lineage: Eukaryota; Fungi; Chytridiomycota; Chytridiomycetes; Spizellomycetales; Spizellomycetaceae
Exons: 5
Coding region: 1167-2888 (573 amino acids)
Source: RefSeq, a predicted model, not a curated record
GGACGCUUGCGUUGCUUUUUGAAUAGGAAGCGAACUGGGAGGCGGAAACCAAACAAAAUUCCCGAGUUUCGGAUUCCCCAACCAGCGCGACUUUUGGUUUCUAUUUUCUACCUUUUGAACUUUGCUUUUGAUACGUAACGAGUUACUCUUUCUCGUCGUCGUCGUCGUCGUCUCCAUUCCUUUUUGCAAACCAUUUGUUGGUGAAAGUUCCUUUGCAGUCCGUGGCUUUCUCCUUGUGCUGCUCCCCAAAAGCAAACAAAAAAAAGACGCGUGCGAACAGUUUUUUGGGUCCUCGUCCGAAAGGGGCCGCCAUUCGGACGAACUGAGUCCAGACAAGACGGUCGGGCUUUGAAGGCAUUUAUUCUACCUUACUCUUCCCAUACGGCCUUUGGUUCCCAUCUCGUGCGCAUCGAGUCGUUUCUUGGUCUUGUGCAUGACGGUGUGAAGAAGGUCGGGAAAAACAACGCCUUGAAUAUACUUGGUUUACCAUUAUAUUCUAGGACCCAUUCAGUAAACGGGUUAACAAAAUUUGAGAGAGGACUGUUUAUUGUGAACACAUUGUUCUGCCCUCCCACCUUAACGGCCCUUGCAGCCGUUUCAAGGUCUACAGUUCCGUCAAAAUUCCAGCCAAGCAAGACUACCUCCUGCCUUCCGACGCCGCGCAGACUCUUCUUGCGCUUCAUCAACAACCAACUUUAAGCGAUCCUUGGACGAGUGCACAAGAGACGGACGGUUGGCACGCUUCUGGUUUUGAUUCAGUCGACUCGGAGGGCGUUCAUUUGCCUCUUUGCCGGUCGGACCCUGAAGAAUUGCUUGACGCUCUGCACAAGCUCAGUCCAGUUCGCUUGCCGCCUACACCUGAUCGCGUUCGGCACUCACGGUCUAUAGGACAACAAAGCUUUCAGACACCUCGGAAGCCUCGACCGCUUCCCACUGACACCAGAGCCAAGGCAAACAAACGAGGACCCCCUUCACCCGCCCCUUCAUCUCCCACCAUUCAGGAAUAUCAGGCAACGGACUCUCACGACCAUCUCGAGCGAGCUUUACCCUCUCCGGAGCGGGAAGCAAGCCGGCGGUCGGCGAAUACCGAACGCAAACAAAGCUCACGAAAGUCCGGGAAGAAAAAGAGUGAAAUCAAGCUAAUACCGUGGCAGAAGCCUCCGAAUAUGGGCGAUGGAGACGCGGCGGCCCUUGAUGAGCACAAAUUGCGUAUCCUCAACGAGACUAAAAAUGUAUCGUCUUUUGUGGUCAUUGGCCAGACCCUUCACAAGCUUUAUUAUGAAGAUAAGCUGAUGAAAACCCAAAAGGAAUUUUUGGAAUGGACAAAGGCCCACUUGGGAUUUUCCAAAUCGACCACGUAUGAGUACAUAAUAUCGUACCGGAUCUAUUCUGACAUUGCUUCAAAGCUGUCAAAGGAAUAUCGGCCCCCCAUGUAUCAGUCACAUUGUCAGCUGCUGUCCAAAGUCCCACAAAAGAAAUUGGUGGAGACUUGGAUGGAUGUUUGCAGGCAGGCUCCUAAUGGCGUUAUAACUACAGCAUUUCUGGAAAUGUAUUUGGAAAAGCAUAAUCUUAAAGUUCCCAAAGCUCGCAUAUCUGCUGCGGAGCAGGAAAAGGCGAACGAAGGCUCGGGAUCGCCAUACAGUACGGUUACGUUCUCCCAAGGCUCUAGUUCGGCACAAGAUGGACGAGGAGGUCAUGGCAAGUCGGCCAAUGGAGUCCAGGAAGCCAGUGGAGGAAGUGGCAGUCGGCGACGAAGUUCUGUUUCGACGCCUGGGCAUGUUAAUGGGCAUCAUGGUGUGCACGCAGCCAAGCCGGGCAAACAUGCCCGCGACGAAGAUGGUGAACCAGAAUGUACACAACGAAGGCGCACCGAACCUGAUGGAUCUCAGGAGAUGCAUUUCCCGCCAAUUACUCAACCACCGCCACCAAAUGCACCCAUAUCCAUUCCUAUCCCGGUGACGGUUCCACCACCUUUGCCCAGUGCAACGACCAGUAACUUGUCCGAUGGCGAUCUAUCGGAUGAAAAUUCGCGACCGCGACUGCCUUUCAAUGAUGGUUUCAUUUUCGAGCUGAGCAAGAACGUGGUCCUUGGGCAGCAAUUUGAUAUGGUUAUGCAAACAGUGCGGGACUUUAAGGCGGCCGAACAGCAGUCAUGGUUUGGUCGACUGUGGUGUAACCUCUCUGGCAUUCGACCGUUCUCGACAACACAGAUUUACGGCAGCCCGACUUCACACCACGCCUCGUUUGAGGGCGGAUUGGAGCGGCUUUUGCAAAUCAUUUUCACCAAAUUUGCAAAUAAAGAGUUCGUCGAAGGACUUUUUCUGCUGAAAGCAGAGUUUGGAGCGGAUUGGUUUACCCCCAUUCUGCAGCAUCCUUACUGUAUUUUGCGACAUAACAAUCCGCCCAUGACGCAUGUACCCGCCCCUCAUCCUCCUCCCCAACAUGCGGAUGGUGAACAUGAUCAAUCCACCGAUCGGGAUCAGAAGGAGGCAAUUAAACAUUCGACAUUAGCGGUGUCUCCUCCACCUCCGCCUUUGCCGCAGCCAUACGAGAGUUUUGUCAUGUUCUAUUUGGGACCUAAUAUCAAAGAUUUCUGUACAGUGUUUCGCUCUGUUGGAUUGGUGCCUGGAAUCAACAGUUGGUCACCCGACCAUAUGCACAACAUGAUGGCACUCUUCAUACCCACACCUGCCCCGGCCCCAGAGACCGUCGAAGCCUCAGCAGAAAUGCAAAAUUCUUUGAGCGAGGCGGCGAGUGCUUUGGUCGAAAUUGCCAGCAUUGCGGGGAUGAGUGGAUCUCAACCAUCUUCAGGGGAACCUGAGGGCGAACCGGAAGCGAGACAACAUUCACAAGAGGUCAAACCGGAGGAUGAGGCUGAUGAAGAAUAAGGGCGGGAAGCAUUUGGUUUCGGUUAGUUCAAGCAAACAUCUGUUAUACCCUUGCAUGUUCUAUCCUUUAGAUCGAGACAUGGCGACAUUUUUCUGUUUUUUCUUUUGGGGGAUUUGAGGGGUUCGUUGAUUAGCGAGGACGUUCUUUGGUGGGAUGGGAUUGAUACUUUUCUGUUUUUUUUUUCCACGCAUUUUUUUUUGUUUUUGUUUUAACUGAAACUGGGUAGAAGACUUGUUUGGGGGUAGAACUUGUGUUGUCUGCUUGAUUAGGUGUGGUUUGAUGGGUGGAGAAAUGGAUCGUUUUCAGCAUUCCUUUAUGAUUUUCCUUUGAACUUUUACGUUUCCGCCAUCUCAUGAACUGUUGAUGAGCAAUACAGUUUUUGUGGAUUUCCGUUUACGUUUCCUGGCGAUGUAGAUAAAUGGAAACUUUAUAAUAUCCUACCCAAUUUUUGGCGUCUUUGGGCUCGUUACCAGCUGGGUCCUUGACCAUC